GAGACUACAUCGGAAUGAAUUGUUUGGUGCAAACGAAAGGUGUGCGGAAAGUAAAGGCAUUUGCCUUUCGUUCACAAUACAUAACAUAGAAGAGAAAUACUCUGAUAGUCACCAUAGCCACGCUUAGAAAUAGUUACAAAGUGUUGUCUGUAGACUCGAUAAGUGCCGCGUUUCGUAUUCGUGGAGCAUCCAAUCAAACGCGGCCAAAUGUUACAAAAUUGUAGUCCCUUCCCUCUCUCUCCCCAAGUGGCUCGCCUGCGGAAAGAUGUGUUCGUGCAAGUAGCCUCCGUCUGACCAUACAAGCCUGUAUCUAACUAAAACUAGAGACCGAGCGAACACGCGAUGCUUAAAAUGAUUCAUAUUUGGUUUCAGUUGAGGAGUUCAACGGUUGUUUGCAUCGCGACCAUUUUCGGCCUGUCAAACUUCGCAUUUUGCCAGAAGACUGAAGUUAGUCCUGAGAAAAGUAUUGUGUGGGGUCCUGGGCUGGAUCCAAGAGUUGUAGUUCCAGUGCGAUACUUCUACAUUCAGGCAGUAGACUCGACCGGACAAAACUUCACCACGUCUCCAGGUAAAGAUGCGUUUAAGGUGCAGAUUACAUCUGCGUCAGGGAAGGAGCAUAUCCGUAUCCACGUUCCUCUUCCCCUGGAUAGAGAAGAUGGGUCCUUCCUGGUGAGGUACCGGCUAUACACCACCCCCAGCUCAGAUCUCUCAGUGCAGGUCCUGCACAAGAAUAAACCAGUGGCCAAAUCACCUUACAUCCUCACAGGCCCAGUGUAUCACGAGUACUGUGCCUGCCCUGAGGAGGACGCUGGGGACUGGCAGGCGGCGUUGGACUGCCCAGCCGGUGACCCUCAGGUUGAAGCCGACUUUGAGACGUUCCCUUUCAUCGACCUGGCGCGGCUGAGCCAGGAAGUGCCUCAGCGCUUCGCCCAGAGGGGCGGCCUGAUCCACUACACCAUCCUCAACAACCAGCUGCACCGCCGCACGCAGGGCAAGUACACCGACUUCAAGAUGUUCUCCGACGAAAUGCUGCUGUCAGUCAUGAGAAAGGUGCGUCUGCCAGAUGUGGAGUUUUACAUGAACGUUGGCGAUUGGCCAAUGGAGAAGAGGAACAUGGGCGAGUCGCCGGGACCCGUGCCCGUCAUCUCAUGGUGCGGCUCCACGGACACACGUGACAUCAUCCUGCCCACCUAUGACAUCACACAUUCCUCACUGGAGACCAUGAGGGGUGUGACCAAUGACCUGCUCUCUAUCCAAGGACACACAGGCCCGGUGUGGUCCAAUAAGACAGAGAAGGCUUUCUUUAGAGGCCGAGACAGUCGGGAAGAGCGCCUCCACCUGGUCACCCUGUCCAAAGACAACCCUCAGCUGCUGGACGCCGGGAUCACAGCGUACUUCUUCUUCCGGCAGCAGGAGAAGGAGCUCGGCAAAGCACCACUGAUUGGCUUCUUUGACUUCUUCAAUUAUAAGUACCAGGUGAAUGUGGAUGGCACAGUGGCUGCAUACCGGUUCCCUUACCUGAUGCUGGGCAACAGUCUGGUCCUGAAACAGAAGUCUCCAUACUAUGAGCACUUCUACACACACAUGAAGCCUGGAAAACAUUACAUCCCUGUGGACAGAAACCUUGCAGACCUCAUACAAAAGAUCAAGUGGGCUAAGGACCAUGAUGCCGAAGCAGAGAGUAUAGCUAAAGAAGGCCAGCGAUUGGCCAGGGAGCUGCUUCAGCCCCACAGACUGUAUUGCUACUACUACCUGGUCUUACAGACCUAUGCGUCACGGCAAGUGGGUCAACCGACAAUACAUCCUGACAUGGAGCUGGUGCCACAGCCAUCCGACCACGCAAGCCUCUGCUCCUGCCAACGUGGGCCUCAGGCCAGUGGGGCCAGCCCCAGGAAAGAUGAGUUAUGAUGGACAACACACGCACAUUAUGAUGAAUAAAACAGAAGACGUGUUAUGAACUUCAUGACAAACAAGCCGAGUUCCGAUGGAAAAGACAGCUGGAGCGAAACAUUUCUAUGAACAGUAUUUCAGGAGAGGUUCUAAAACAAAAGGGGAGAAUACUUCUGAUGAACAAAGGGGGGGGGGGGGGGGGGUAGCGGAGGGGCAAGCUAUAACAGAUGCAUCUCCAUUGGGGUAUAUGUCUUUAGUUAGUCCAAUUACGGUGCUGAAACCUGGCAAAAAGACUCUUGGGAAACGCUACCUUGGGCUUUAGUCAGUGUAGUUUAGGACACAACCCCCAGGAGAGAUCUGCUUCAGAUAUGCUGGGCUCAACAAGAGAGGAGAGCUUUUAGGAACCUUACAUAAUGACGGCAAGGAAAGGUUUAUAGGUACGUAAUUACUGAAUGACUGAAUUACUGAAUGUUUUUUUUUUAACUUACUGAACUGUGCCGACUCUUGUUGGUAUUAUCAUCGUUAUUAUGGAAGGAGGGGACAACAGUUGGAACAAUUGGAUCACUAAUUGUCGUCACUUCGUGCCAAAAAUAUAUAAAAAAAGACAUCAAAUGACCCAAUAUUUAUGUAAUACAUUUCUUGUCAGAUCAUGUAUGUAUGACUGCAGUGUUCAAGCCCUUAACUAUUUCACCUGGGUUUAAUGGUGUUACAUCCACCAGCUGUGUGUAUGGCCUUGUCAAUUUAAAAGCACAGUUAGGACUGUAUUACUCAACAGUGACCUUAAUGUGUACACAAGUUGUCUGUAUGGUGGUAAAUCAUAUUAUAGUGCCUAAAUGUUAUAGUGCCAAAAUGUUUUUCACUGAAAAGAGCUGUUUACAUUUAUUUAAAAAUAAGCUGAAAAUGUCCUAUUAUUAUCCUGGAAAUUGGGGAGAUGUUAAGGUGACAGUCAUCACCAGAACCGUGUUUUAGUUACAUCUGUGAAUUACGACAUACCACAAUGACCUCACCUCAAUCAUUUAAAGUAUAUAAUGAACUGUACGCUGCACUGUGGAAUUUCUCUGCUACAUUGCCAAGGGCUAAGUACAUUUGUUGAAUACACAUGUGGUUUAGAGUAACCAUAUUGACUUAGCAGAUAUUUUUCUCUGUGAUACGAAACUAUUUUCAAUGAACAGCAUGAAGAGGUGUUUGGAUGAGAGUAGAGAAUUAAUGUGACUAGUGGAGUGAAAAUGUAAAACAGGGAGUCCCACUGAUGUAUUACUUUGUUGUGCCCCUGAAGAUGCACUAAAAUUUCACAUUAUUAUUGUCAGCACUGUAGUCUUUUUACAUGUGCUAUACUGAAAAUAAACCAUUUCAACACUU
This is a messenger RNA of Alosa sapidissima (American shad), 3249 nucleotides long. It is a transcript of the gene poglut3, whose product is annotated as protein O-glucosyltransferase 3. Gene Ontology annotation, cellular component: endomembrane system. The coding region runs from base 343 to 1908 and encodes 521 amino acids. Lineage: Eukaryota; Metazoa; Chordata; Actinopteri; Clupeiformes; Clupeidae. The record is from RefSeq and is a predicted model, not a curated record. Gene Ontology annotation, molecular function: glucosyltransferase activity; protein binding. The transcript has 8 exons.